Molecule: messenger RNA, 492 nt
Organism: Lycium ferocissimum
Lineage: Eukaryota; Viridiplantae; Streptophyta; Magnoliopsida; Solanales; Solanaceae
Exons: 1
Coding region: 1-492 (163 amino acids)
Biological process (GO): chromatin remodeling
Cellular component (GO): nucleus
Source: RefSeq, a predicted model, not a curated record
AUGACGAUUAAGGUGGUCGUUGGAGGGUUUAUUUUGCACAUUAUUAGUGCUUACGCGCCCCAAGUGGGCUUGGGCGAGGAGGAGAAAAGACCUUUUUGGGCGGAUUUGGACGAGAUGAUAGGAGGUUUACCGCCCACUGAGAAGCUAUUCAUCGGAGAAGAUUUCAAUAGACACAUUGGUUCAAUUUUGGGGGGAUAUGACGAUGUGCAUAGAGGUUGUGGUUUCGGGGAAAGGAACGGAGGAGGAGUUGCACUGUUGGAUUUCGCAAAAGCCUUUGGGCUGGUGGUAGCCAAUUCGAGUUUCCCGAAGAAGGAGGAACACUUGGUAACCUUUCGUAGUUUGAUGGCUAAGACGCAGAUAGACUUUUUACUCCUUAGGAAGGACGAUAAAGGUCUUUGUAAAGACUGCAAGGUGAUUCCGAGUGAGAAUCUAACGACCCAGCAUAAGCUCUUAGUGAUGGAUUUGGAAAUCAAGAUGAGGAAGAGAAACUGA